UUUAAUUAUGGAUGCUCAUGAGCUGAAAAACAGACAGCUUAGUGAAACCAAAUUCUUGGACCAUUUGCCAGGACCAUCUGUCAUGGAUGACAGUAGAACUAUCGAGUCUGGCUGGAAAGAAGUUGUAGAAAACUUCCAUGAGAUGAAUUUAAAAGAAGAAUUGUUGCGUGGUAUCUAUGAAUAUGGUUUUAAAAAGCCAUUAGCUAUUCAACUGCGAGCUAUUUCGCAAUGCAUAAAGGGACAUGAUGUCACUCUUCAGGCACAAUCUGUUACUGGAAAGACAACGGCUGUGGUGAUUUCAAUUCUUCAACAAAUAAAUACUAGUUUGAACGAGUGCCAAGCACUCAUACUGGUACCGUCAUUUGAGUUGGCUCGUCAGGUUCAAAAAGUGGUCAUUGCAUUGGGUAAAUUCAUGAAAGCAGAUUGUCACGCUUGCACUGGUGUAAAAAAUAUUCAUGAUUAUGUACGCAAGCUGGAUACUUUUCCCCACAUAGUCGUCGGCACUCCCGCUUGUGUUUAUGAUUUGAUUUAUAGACAUAUUUUAAAAACUCAAUUUAUUAAGAUAUUUGUGUUAGAUGAAGCCAAUUUAAUGUUUCACCGACAUUACAAAUUUUAUAUUAAAGAUGUAUUUAAGUCCCUGGAUGAAGAUACCCAGGUAUUUUUGUUAUCUAAUCAAAUUUCCAAAAAAGCUUUGAAUGAGGGCACUCGAUUCGUGAGUAAUCCUGUACGUAUUUUUAUGCCGAAAGAAGAACUUACACUGGAAGCUUUUAAACAGUUUUUCAUCAACAAUUCACAUACAAAUGAGACACAACAUGGAAGUUCAAGUGAAUUCAAUUACUACUUUCAAUCCACAGAACUACCUAGCAUGGAUGUCUGUGGAACUAUCGAGUCUGACUGGAAAUAUGUCAUAGACAAUUUUCAUGACAUGAAUUUAAAAGAAGAAUUGUUGUGUGGUAUCUAUGAAUGUGGUUUUGAAAAACCAUCUGUUAUUCAACAGCGUACUAUUUUGGCGUGUAUAAAGGGACAUGAUGUCAUUGUUCAGGCCCAAUCUAGUACUGGAAAGAUAACAUCGGUUUUGAUUUCGAUUCUCCAACUGAUCGACACUAGUUUGAGUGAAUGCCAAGCACUCAUUUUGGCACCCACAGGGAAGAAAGCUCUGCAGAUUCAAAAGGUUGUUAUUGCUUUGGGUAAAUACAUGAAACCAGAUUGUCAUGCUUGCAUUGGCGUAAAAAACAUUGAUGAUUAUGUCCGCAAGCCGGAUACUGUCUCCCAUAUAGUGGUUGGAACACCCACCUGUGUUUUUGAUUUGAUUUCUAGAAAAUCACUACGAACUCAAUUUAUCAAGAUAUUUGUGUUGGAGAAAGCAAAUACACUGUUGUCUCGUCAUGUAAAAAUUCAUAUUAAAGAGAUGUUCGAGUCCCUUGAAAAAGUUACCCAAGUAAUUUUGUUAUCUUAUCGAAUGUGCGAAAAAGCUUUGGAUGAGAGCGCUCACUUAAUGUGUAAUCCUGUACACAUUUUUAUGCAGAAUGAUGUACGAACAUUUGACUCCAAUAUAGAAGGCAUAAAACAUUUUUUCGUCAACUUUACCAAGGAAGGAUGUAAAUUUGACAGUCUAUGCAAUUUGUUUGAUACUCUAAGUAUUACCCAGGUUGUGAUAUUCUGUAACACAUGCUAUAAAGUAGAGUGUUUGACUGAGAGUAUGCGUUUGAAAAGAUUCAACGUAUCGGCUAUGCAUCGAGAAAUGGAUCGUCAGCAAAACAAUAAAACUUUGUUUCACUUCCAUUCUGGCUCUAUUCGUGUACUAAUUACCACUCAUACGUUUGUUCGAACUAUUGAUGUACAACAAGUGUCGCUAGUUAUCAACUAUGAUUUGCCGUCCGAUUGCGAGAACUUUACUCGUGAUAUAGAACGUUCUCGCUAUGUUGCACGUAAAGGAGUCGUCCUUAAUUUCAUCACGGAAAACGAAAAUCAGUCAAUUGACACCAAUAACUACUCAGGACCACUCGUCACCGUUGACAGCGGAACUAUCGAGUCCAACUGGAAAGAUGUGGUAGAUAACUUUCAUGAGAAGAAUUUAAAAGAAGAAUUGUUGCGCGGUAUCUAUGAAUAUGGUUUUGAAAAACCAUCACCUAUUCAACAGCGCGUUAUUUUGCCAUGCAUCAAGGGACAUGAUGUUAUUGUUCAUGCUCAGUCUGGUGUUGGAAAAACAACUUCGGUUAUGAUAUCGAUUCUUCAACGAAUCGAUACUAGUUUGAAAGAGUGCCAAGCACUCAUUUUGGCCCCUUCGCGGAAGUUGGCUCUGCAGAUUCAUAAGGUGGUUACUGCUUUCGGCGGUUUUAUGAAAGCAGAUUGUUACGCGUGCAUACAUGACAUAAAAGCGGUAGACAGUUUUUCCCACCAACCCCAUAUAGUGGUUGGCACUCCCGCCUGUGUCUAUAAUUUAAUUAUAAGAAAAUGUUUACGAACUAAAUUUAUCAAGAUAGCUGUGUUGGAUGAAAUUCAUAAGUCCUUGAAUCGACUCAUCAAAGAUCAAAUUAAUGAGGUGUUCAAGGUGCUCGAGAAAGAUAUCAGUAUCCAGGUAAUUUUGUUGACUGAUUCAAUGCCCGAGAACGUUUUGCAUUUGAGCACUCAUUUAUUGCGUAAUCCUGUACACAUUCUGAUGCAGAAAUAGGGUUUUCCGAAACUAGUAUUGUCAUUGCCACGAUAGGUUAUAAUGUACCACUAUACAUAGGAAUGUUGCAAUAAAAAAUGUAUCAAUUUCACAACUUUAUAUUUCAAUAAGAAUUCUCUUGGUUUGUA
Molecule: messenger RNA, 2799 nt
Organism: Myzus persicae (green peach aphid)
Lineage: Eukaryota; Metazoa; Arthropoda; Insecta; Hemiptera; Aphididae
Product: pre-mRNA-processing ATP-dependent RNA helicase prp5-like
Exons: 7
Coding region: 8-2671 (887 amino acids)
Biological process (GO): cytoplasmic translational initiation
Cellular component (GO): cytoplasmic stress granule
Molecular function (GO): RNA helicase activity; translation initiation factor activity; ATP binding
Source: RefSeq, a predicted model, not a curated record